AUGAGUUCCUGGAUGAACGAGGCCGCCGUGCAGAACCACAAUGGCAACGGCUUCCCGCACAUCAACAACCCGAAUGCGCCGCCCGUUGGCGUCGGUGUCGGCGGUAUGACAAUGGACCCGGCCGCGUUCAUGGCCGCGAAUCAGGCACAGUUCAAUCCCGUUGCCGGCAACCCGUACGCCAGCCCACAACAGUUGAUGGCGAUGCAGCAGCAGCAGCAACAAGGCGGCACCCCCAAUGGCGGGCCGAUGCGCAACGCGUCACCCUCCUUCCAGAACCCCAUGUAUCAGACCAACUCGGUCAUUCCAUCAAAACGGCCGCGUCCACGCGAGGACAGCAUGGCCGCGUCGCCGCGCCAGAACGCCGGCAUGCUACCGACGACGCGCGCCGAGACGCCGAACCAGUCGCAGUUCCCACAGCACGCCCAACAACCUGGCCAGCCUGGUGGUCAACCACACGGCACGCCGCAGCCGCCCUCCUAUCCCCAUCUCCCGCACAACGGCUCGGCCGACGCGACGCCGUCGCCCAUCAUGGCCAACCAGAUCCGCGCCGGCAGCGCCGUUCCCCAACGCGUCGCCACCACCUCACCCCACCCCUUCUCGCCCGCGACCCAGAGCUUUGCGCCGCAAGCAUCUCCUGCGCCCUCCGACCCUAACACGGCAUCGCAGCAGCAGCCGAGUCCCUACGGCCAGCCCGGUGCCGGCGGCAACUUCCCGCCCGGCCUCAACCCCAACUUCACCCCAACACCGCCACCCGGUCGUCCAUCACCCAACCCCCAACAAGCCGGCGGCCAGAUGAUGCCGCAGCACAUGGGCCAGAUGCCGCCGCAGAUGGGCCAGAUGGGGCCGAUGGGGCAGAUGGGGCAAAUGAACCCGCAGAUGAACCCGCAGAUGGCCGGCAUGGGACCCGGUGGUGCCAUGGGCCAGAUGAACCCAAUGGCCGCACAGAUGGGUCAGGUGCCAAAUGCCGCCAUGUUCACGCCGCAGAUGCAGCAGCAGCUGGCCCAGGCGCGGAACCCGCUCGAGCAGCAGAAGCUCAUGUACCAGAUGCAACUGCAGCGCCAGCUGCAGCAGGGCAACAUGCAAGGUGCCGCCGGACAGAUGCCGGGCCAGUCCAUCACGGCCCAGCAGCGCAGCAUGAUUGCGAGACAGCAGCAGCAGCAGCAAGCACAGCAGCAGCAACAGGCGCAACAAGCGCAACAACAGCAGCACCACCACCACCAGCAACAGCAGUCACCGCAGGGCCAGCAGCAACAACCGCCUCUGCCACCACAGCAAGGCGGUCCGAACGGACAGGCCCCGCUCGGCACACCCAAGACCGCACAAGGCCCCGGCGGUACGCCUGGCCAGCAGCCAAAUGGGCCCCAGCGGCCCAGUGACCAGUUCCUAUCGCAGCUGACGGUGUUCAUGCAACGGAUCAACAUGCCGCUGGACCCGAACCCGGUGGCAGGCGACCGGCCGAUACACCUAAUGCAAUUGUUCCAAACGGUACAGAAGUUUAGCGGCUACCGCAACGUCAUGCAGAACAACGGCUGGCCGCAAGUUUCAAACGCCCUCGGGUUCCCACCCGCGCAAAUACCCACCGUUGCCGGCCAGAUCAAGGCCAUCUACGAGCGCAACCUGCUCAAGUUUGAGGAGUUUGUGGUCACGCAGAGUCGGGCCAAGGCGAACGCACAGCACCAAGCCCAGAUGAAGGCCCAGCAGGGCUUUCCCCAGCAGCAGGGUGGUCCCGGAGGCCAGCAGCCGCCGCAACCAGGCCAGCAACAACCGCUGCAGCCGCCACCACCGCAACAACAGCCACAGGCCAUCCAACCGCCGACGCCCCAACAGCAGCAGCUGCAGCAGCCGCCACAACCGCUCGACCAGGGCGGCCCCGUCGGCAUGCCCAGCACCCCGAAAUCGGCGACCCGUCCCAACAAGCGCUCGGCAUCGGGCCAGCAGCCGGCCGCCCUUAAGCACGCGGCCUCCAAUGGCCAGAUGAACGGCUUUUCGACACCCCACCCUCCCAACCAACAGCCGCCGCCGCCCUCCUCGCGUAAGGGCAAGGGCAAAAACGCUCGCAACGCAUCCACACACGAAGAGUUCCCGCCGCCGUCCCCGGCCCAGGGCAUGCCUAUGGGUGGCCCGGGUAUGCGUGGCCCUCCCUUUAUGGACGGCCCCGGCCACCCUGCCAACGGCUUUGGUCCCAUGCCGGGCCAGUUCCCACCGGGACAGAUGCCGCCCGGCCACAUGCAGGGUGCCUUUAUGCCGGGUCACAUGCAAGGCCCGCCCUUUAGCGACUCGGACGAGUACAAGCCGUGCAGCCGUGACACGCAUACGUUUGGUGGCGUCGAUGUGCAUGCGCCGGCCAACGUGGUCACCGACAUCCUGCGGUUCCGUCCCGAAGUACCUGCGCCCAACGAGCUCGGCAACAUUGACGUCCACGCACUCACCAAGAGCAUCCAGUCGGGCAUCCACGGCGAGGUGCGGCUCGCUCUGGACACGCUGGCGACAGUCACGGUCACCAACAUGCCGGGGCUCGAAAUGGAUCUGGAAAAGUGCGACGACCUGCUCGAAACGCUGAUUGACUACGCCGACGAGCUCCUCGAGGUGCUUGCUGAGAACACCGUCGAGGUCUCGGACGAAAUUCUCAUCCCGCCCUACGAAGACAUUGCGCGCGCCUGUCAGAUUGAGCGGUUGUCGAUCCGCGACGAGCCUGAGGUGGGCUCAGAGGACGAAGAGAUGGACCGUGCUGUCGAGUACCUGCUGUGCAUUACGACCAUCUUCCGCAACCUGUCGUUCAACCCGCGCAAUCAGGCUGGCCUGGCCGACGAGUCGGCCGUCAAGUUCUUGUGCCAGUUUAUACGAUACGUCGGCACGCGCAACAUGCUACUGCGUACCCAGCUCAACAUGCUUGAUUUUAUGAAGGACAUCAUCACGCUCUUGUCCAACAUUAGCGGGUCGAUUGAGAUUCCCGACCAGCAGGAGGCGUUUUGCUUCCUGCAGUUCCUGCUCGCCUUCGCGCCCGCACCCCUGCCCAGCCUCGCCGACGAGCAUCUAUAUUUCCCCACCUACCACGCCACGCUGCAGCCGUACCUGCCCUCUGCUGUCGACGCCCUCGCCAAGCUGCUGGCCCGCGACGAGCCCAACCGCACCCACUUCCGCAACGUGUUCUCGGCCGACCCCAGCGGUGCCAUGCCCUACGAUUUGCUGACGCAAACGUUUGCCCUCGCCAUUUCGCCCAUCCCCGAGUACCUCCACCUGCGCGAGAUGCGCCCGCCGCACCUGCCGCCCGUCCAGGAAGUCCGCAAGCCCAUGCUCAUGCAAGGGCUGCUGGCCGCCGACAUUGUCGCGUCGCUCGCCCCCGGCUUUGAGACGGGCGUCACGCGCACUUGGCUGACGGCCCAGAACGGCUUCGUCCAGAACCUGCACCGCUCCGUGCGCGACCUGUGCCGCGACUAUGAAAUGGUCGAGCACCAGAUGCGCCACUACCGCACGCGCGAUCGGCUUGUCAAGGACGCAGAGAUUAUGUACAUUGUCGUCCUGGCCAUGUCCAUGCUGCGCAAGCUCAGCGAAAAGGCGAUUGACCCUGCGGACCCGGUUUCCAGCCUGCCGCCGUCGGUGCUGCCGUCCGAGCAAGGGCUGCUCGAGGCGCUGGAGAUGCUGAGCGGCGAGUGGAGCCGCGACGGCUUCCUGCACAACUUUGUGGCGUAUGCUUCUCUGGGGGAGAAGUAG
This is a messenger RNA of Sporothrix schenckii 1099-18, 3711 nucleotides long. RefSeq names its product SWI/SNF chromatin-remodeling complex subunit SWI1. The transcript has a single exon. Gene Ontology annotation, molecular function: transcription cis-regulatory region binding. Bases 1 to 3711 code for a protein of 1236 amino acids. Gene Ontology annotation, cellular component: SWI/SNF complex; nucleus. The record is from RefSeq and is a predicted model, not a curated record. Lineage: Eukaryota; Fungi; Ascomycota; Sordariomycetes; Ophiostomatales; Ophiostomataceae. Gene Ontology annotation, biological process: regulation of transcription by RNA polymerase II.